UUUUUUCUCCUUGAAAAAAUUGAAAAACAUUGGAUGAAAACUUGACUGAAAACCCCGUGAAUUUGAGUAAUGUCCGCCCCGCAUAGAUAACAAUUGUCAUUGUCUUCUUCUAUUGUUAUCGACCCACUCAAUGGCCUACGAUUUCACACAUUGAAUUGUUACACCAAUCGGUGAACAGAUAGGAUGAAUGCCACUGAAGAAGCUGAGUGCGAAAGUUUCACCACCUGUAUCAUUUGUACCGAAACGUUUGACGAUGAAGAAAAACCACCAAAACAAUUGCCUUGCUAUCACAUUAUCUGUUUGCGAUGUCUUCAGGAAAUCUAUAGGGCUGGAUUAGUCAAAUGUCCCUUAUGUCGCCAAAAUCACCGUUGCCACCAAGGAGUUGAGAGAUUGCCAACCAGUCAGCUGACCUUGUACAUCAUUCGGUCGGAUAGGAAAUCGCGAUAUCCACAAUCGACUAUCCCCUCCAGAAAUUUGGUGGUAGAAUCAUUGGUUAAGGGGUUAAUGGAUAAUUACUCACCGAACGAUGAUGCAUUUUUCGGAGAGUUGCGCAACAUUACCCAAUUGGUCGUCAGGGAUCCAACUAGAUCUUUGGAUCGCGUUUGGAAAUUGCAAGAUAAAUUUAAAGAUAAUAGAACGGAUGUCUCGACAUUUCUUCAAACUAUUGCAGCUUGUGCGCGUCAGAUGGCUCAGCAACACUUGGAUUACCUUAUCUCUGAUGUGCAGGCUCGUUGGCUAUCCGAUAACACACAGCGACUAAAUUUAUUAGACUUUCUUCACAAAUUGUACUACGAGGGACGUAACGAGCAAUUAACAGCUAAAGUAAUGGAUGUUGUAGCUGGCUUUGUGUUUUGCGCCGACACAUCGGAUGAAUUCAUCGAUCCCUGCAUCGACAAAAUGAUUUUGAACGACGAAUUAACAUCCUUUUUGUUUCAUCAUUGGCUAAUCACCUGCGCUCAGACUAUCCAAUUGCAGCCAGGGCAACGACUGGCGUUGGCAGCCAUGAAACUGCUGCGUCAUCUCUGCUACUUGUUUGCUGUAACACAAGCCGCAUCAAAUAAUCACCACCACAAUACCGACGAGUUCAAGGAACUCGUUUUGGUACACUACAAGAAUAUUUAUAGAUAUGUCGAUCAAAACUGGCAAGUAUUCGGCCAUGUCAUAGCUGGAUUCGUCACUUACGUGCAAGAAUGUCGAUCCCCAGGCAAUGACAAUAUCCACAUUGCAGCUGUUGAAGAAAGAGUGGCCUUUCUCUUCGUAUUCCUUAAGUAUGGCGAAAUGUGCAUGGAUGAAUUUGCAGCCUCUUCCGUCUGGGUUUGCUUGACGGACGUGGCUAUUUCCAAUUCAAAUUCGGCACUUUGUUUUCAAUGGUUUGCCGACAUUGUUGGAAAUUCCUUGGUGCAUCCAAAAGCCAUCCAGCGCAUUUUCCAUCAGCACAUUUUGAAAUUGGAUCCUCGUCAGAUGACAAAUCAAACGGCUGUUUUCAUGUACUGUUUCGAACGUUUCUUCCGGGCUGUCCAGUGCGCAGAAGGAGACACCUUUACGGAAGGUGUAAUAGAUCCUCGUCCUGGACUAGAGUUCCUUUUGAAAAUUGUUCUAUACGCCCAAGUAACCGUUGCGCACAGAGCGUUUAACUUAGCGAAGGAGACAAUCAUCUACCUGGGUCCACGAUUGCUAUCGCACCGUGUCGACGUUAACAAUGACGCCCUUAGUGGCUUCCUAGAUCGAUUUAAAGACGAAUAUUUGAACAAUAGAGAACGUCUUUUGCAGUGCGGUGGAGAAUUAAAUUUGAUGAAUGGCCUGGUCGAAUUCCUAGAACGACAAGCUAUUUCAAGAAUUUCAGAUGUUAUGCAGGUGCCCCAAAGGUUUGAUAACGCCAAUACCAUUUUUCUUCUGAUGAUCAAGAAGAACGGCCGCAAUCUGGGAACGAUUUACAUCAACUUUUCGCCGCGUUUUCCUUGCGCCGAAUUUGUCCAGGCUUUGGGAACGUUCUGCUAUGCUAUUCCAAGAAAAUUUGGACAGCGCAUUGUUAACUCGAAGAAAGACACGUGCAUCAGGUUGGAAAUGAAGAACGCCAUGUUCCAGCCUGUUGUGCACGACAUGAUCAGUUAUCGCAAUUGGUUGGAUCCUGCGAAUUACGCCCAAAGGGCUUGUCAGGUGGGCAUUACCAGCAUCAAGGCUGGUUCUGGUAGAAACGAAGGCCGCGUCAAAGGAUGGCAAUUUGUCUUCUUCCUUCAUGAUAUACCGCCGAGUGCCUGCAAAUCGAAGAAGUCACUGCUGUUUGGCAAUGUCAUUCAAGGCAUCGAUGUAGUCAAGUCACUCAGCUGUUCAAACCUCACAACUUCCCACUUUAGCGAUGGACUCCGCUUUAUCCUAAAAUCUGUUAAUUGAAAUCAUUUAUUAUUCUCA
This is a messenger RNA of Daphnia carinata, 2409 nucleotides long. RefSeq names its product probable ubiquitin carboxyl-terminal hydrolase FAF-X. Bases 184 to 2391 code for a protein of 735 amino acids. The transcript is spliced from 7 exons. Gene Ontology annotation, molecular function: ubiquitin protein ligase activity. NCBI's taxonomy places the organism in Eukaryota, Metazoa, Arthropoda, Branchiopoda, Diplostraca, Daphniidae. Gene Ontology annotation, biological process: protein ubiquitination. The record is from RefSeq and is a predicted model, not a curated record.